Cutaneotrichosporon oleaginosum is the source of this 1067-nucleotide messenger RNA. RefSeq lists its product as uncharacterized. Gene Ontology annotation, cellular component: intracellular anatomical structure; cytoplasm. Lineage: Eukaryota; Fungi; Basidiomycota; Tremellomycetes; Trichosporonales; Trichosporonaceae. The record is from RefSeq and is a predicted model, not a curated record. Gene Ontology annotation, biological process: carbohydrate metabolic process; pentose-phosphate shunt, non-oxidative branch; pentose-phosphate shunt. Gene Ontology annotation, molecular function: transaldolase activity.
UUCAUCACAGUCACUCCAUCCUCAUUCAUCAUGUCUAACGCUCUCGACGCUCUCAAGGCCACCGGCACCGUUGUCGUCUCGGACUCGGGCGACUUCGAGUCGAUCGCCGCCUACAAGCCCCAGGACGCUACCACCAACCCCUCCCUCAUCCUCGCCGCUACCAAGCUCCCCGCCUACGCCAAGCUGAUCGACGCUGCCGUUGCCGCCGGCAAGAAGCAGUCGGGUGACAUCGAGGCUCAGAUCGACUUCGCUGUUGACUCGCUCCUCGUCGAGUUCGGCAAGGAGAUCCUCAAGAUCGUCCCCGGCCGUGUCUCCACCGAGGUCGACGCCAAGUACUCCUUCGACAAGGCUGCUACCAUCAAGAAGGCGCACCAGCUCAUCGAGCUCUACAAGUCGGUUGGCGUUGACAAGGACCGUGUCCUCAUCAAGAUCGCCUCGACCUGGGAGGGUAUCCAGGCUGCCGCCGAGCUCGAGAAGGAGGGCAUCCACUGCAACCUCACCCUUCUUUUCGGCUUUGCUCAGGCCGUCGCCUGUGCCGAGGCCGGCGUCACUCUCAUCUCGCCCUUCGUUGGCCGUAUCCUCGACUGGUACAAGAAGACCACCGGGGAGGAGUACACCUCGGAGACCGACCCCGGUGUCAAGUCGGUUCGCCGCAUCUACACCUACUACAAGCAGCACGGCUACAAGACUAUUGUCAUGGGUGCCUCGUUCCGCAACACUGGCGAGAUCACCGCCCUCGCCGGCUGCGACUUCCUCACCAUCGCCCCCAAGCUGCUCGAGGAGCUUAAGAACUCGAGCGCCCAGGUGCCCCAGGUUCUCUCGGCUGACAAGGCCAAGUCGGCCGAGGCCAUCCCCAAGGUUUCGUACAUCUCGGACGAGGCCAAGUUCCGCUGGGACCUCUUCGCCGACCAGAUGGCCUUCGACAAGCUCCACGAGGGCAUCCGCGGCUUUGCCAAGGACGGCAACACCCUCCGCGAGCUCAUCGCUUCCAAGAUCAAGGCGUAAUUUGCCGAGAUUAGGGCGUAAUUUGACGAAGUGUAGAGAUUGUAGUUGAUUCAUGCAGUAUG